UUCUUGAGGCAUUUGUACAUUACACGUAUGAGCACACAGGAGGAUAUUUAGUUGUUUCUGAUCUUCAAGGAAUUGAAUCACCUGAUCAGUUUUUAUUAACAGAUCCAGCGAUACAUUGUAUUGAUCCCUUAAGAUUUGGAAAAACUAAUCUAGGUAGAAAUGAUGUUUUUUGGAUAGUCAUAGAUGCAAUGAUGUUUGCAGAAAGUUAA
Racocetra persica is the source of this 209-nucleotide messenger RNA. NCBI's taxonomy places the organism in Eukaryota, Fungi, Glomeromycota, Glomeromycetes, Diversisporales, Gigasporaceae. The record is from the annotation of a GenBank genome assembly.